UGGACAGUGAAGGCAUCAUCUGCUCCUCUUCCCUCUGCUCUGAACGCCUCCAUUGGACUAAAGAGAGAGACGACUACUAUAAACAUACAAGAGUCCAAGAGGAGACGACCGGACAAAGUCAGAGUGAAACAACCCAACUUUUAUCACUUUUUUAACCAUUUUAGACUGAUUUCUGAACUUUAAUCCCCGUGUGUGCCGCUGCGACGUCUUCAUACCAUGCCAUCGUUUUUGAGAAACUUUUUUUUUCUCUUUUUGUUGCUUAAGAAGUAACAACCAUUUGUGUCUGGAGUUUGUGAUUUUUUUUGCAGGAUAUUUUCCCGCUAUUUGAAAUACGACAUGGGGAAUAAAAAGUUGCUGUGAUACUAAUUUCUCCACAUCGUCGACCAGAGAAGUUUCUCCAGCGGUGAGCAGCAAACGGCAUGUAGCUCAGGCUCCACGCACUUGAUCUUCCUCCUCCUCCACAUCAUCACAGUCGUCCUCCUCUCGGGUCAUCUUUGGGAAUGGGCCAGCGCCUUGCCAGGGUGCAUCUCUCCACCCGCUGGUGUGGCUGGCGUCGCGCAAGAGUGAGGGGGGCAGCGGCCAGGUCAUAGAGCCGGCCCACCCCUCUCUCCACACUCGCUUGCUCCUGAGUGACUUUUGACCUUUGACUCUGCCGCGACCUCUGGCCAGCCAUGCCCUUCCGGCUGAAGCUGCGGCGCACGCGGCGCUACAAUGUCCUGAGCAAGAACUACUUUGUGACCAGGAUUCGCCUGCUGGACAGCAACGUGAUUGAAUGCACCCUGUCAGUGGAGAGUACAGGACAGGAAUGUCUGGAGGCGGUGGCUCAAAGGCUGGAGCUGCGGGAGACACAUUUCUUUGGGCUGUGGUUCCAAGGGAAGACCCAGGCCCCGGUCCAGCGAUGGGUUGAGCUGGAGAAACCCCUCAAGAAGCAGUUGGACAAAUUUGGCAAUGAGCCGCUGCUGUUCUUUGGCGUCAUGUUCUACGUGCCCAACGUUUCUCGGCUGGAGCAGGAGGCUACAAGAUACCAGUAUUACCUGCAGCUGAAGAAAGAGGUGUUAGAUGGACGUCUCCACUGCACAGUAGAGCAGGGGAUCAGACUAGCAGGCCUAGCAGUACAAGCUGACUUUGGAGAUUUCACCCAGUUCAUGUCUCAGGACUUCCUCAGGGAGUACGUGCUCUUCCCAGUGAACUGGCCGACAGGAGAAGAAGUGCUUGAAGAGUGGACUCAGAAGGUUGCAGAGGAGCACAAGAGCCACUGUCGAAUGCAGACUGCAGAAGCCGAGCUCUUGUACAUCAAGGAGGUGGAGAAGCUGGAUGGUUUUGGCCAGGAGAGCUUCGCUGCCAAGGACAACUACACCAAUGAUAUUUUUAUUGGUGUGUCCUUUGUUGGCGUGUUUGUCAAACACAGGAACGGCAGAUCCAUCAUGCUCCACAAGUGGAAGGACAUCGGUACUAUAGCACACAACAAGUCAGCCAUCACAGUGGAGAUAACAAGCAGAGACGACACCAUCGUUUUUCACAUGGAGGAUAUGGAGAUGGCCAAGUACAUCUCUCGACUGUUCACAUCUAGACACAAAUUCUACAAACAGAACAAGAUUUGUGCAGAGCCCACUCACUCACCUGCACCAAUCAGGAGGAGACCCACCUGGACUCACCGUCUUUCUCUGCCACGUCCUCAGUCCUGUAACUUCCAGUCAAUGCAUUCCCAGUACGGAGAGCCGUAUCAAGACACACAGAGUUCUCAAGACAGCAUCUUUCAUGACGAUCCCUACUACAAGUCAGAAACAAGUUUGGAUCGCUGCCCCUUGGACUUCCCUUUCAGGAAUGGUACCGUGCCAAACGGCAGCAUGUACAGCAGCCCCAGCCUGAGCUCCCUCAAUCACUCCCAGACUUUUGUCCCACCCUCGCCGAUAUCUUCGAACCUCAGCAUCCCAGGCAGUGAGCUCAUGCGGCCCGACUACAUCCCCAGCCACCGCCACAGUGCCAUCAUCGCUCCGUCCUACAGACCCACGCCUGAGUAUGACACUGUGAUGCGGCAGAAGCGGCGCAUGCUCCCCACUCACCAUGACCUCCACAGCCAAUCGCUGCGGAGUCUGAACAUCAGUAACGCCUGUGCAUACCGCCAGCCUGAAUCUCUGGUUUACAGCCAGCCGGAGAUGAGGGAGCGAGGCCCUUACCACGGCCUGGGGCCCAGCCCUGGACCAUAUACACCACAGAUUAGCUACAGCAAACCAGUGUCUCAUGGUCCUCACCAGGGAGGACCAGCCAGCAGCAAAGGUCCCUGUCACUCACCCUGUGUUAACGGUGUUGGAGGAGGUGUUGGUGGUGGUCCCGGGGGUGCAGGCGUGGGGAGCUCCAUCUCUCACACUGUCAGCACACCAGAGUUGGCCAACACCAAACAGCAGGGGACCAACGCUGGAAGCUACGCAGCUACAGCUAACAUGCUGAGAAACCACAUGUCUCGACCUCCUCCACCUUACCCUUCCAGCGCGUUCCGGCCAGCCACCAGUACACCUGAUCUGGCCAGCCACCGUCACCGCUGCAUUGGGGGCAGCAGCCCCGAACUUGUUACCCGCAUGGUGCAGUUGUCGGUCAAGACUUUCCAGCCAGACAGCUCUGCCGUUGUGCACCAGUCGCUGCAGGAGGUCAGUGAACCACUAACUGCUGCUGCUAAGCAUCGCUCCACUCUGGGCAAGAGACACAGUAUGGAGGUGAUCAGUAGCAUGAGAGCAGGAGGAGGAGGAGGAGGAGGAGGAGGAGGCGGGAUGGAAGGUUUAGUCAUGAAAGGCAUCAAUGCUCCGCUCCAUCGGAGGAACACUCUCAGAGAACAUGUGAUGCCGCCUCAGCCUCAGCCCAUUCCUCAACCUCAGGCCCAAACCCCUCAGCCACAGCCUCCACCACAGCAGACAAAGGAGCUGCCCAUGCAGAUGCCUGUCCAGAAAACACCAGAACCCUCUGUGACAGCACCCGCACCUGUGGCCUAUCAGCAUCAAAAGACUCUUUCUAAUGCUACCAUGCUCAUACACAGUAGUGAGAGUGAAGAAGAGGAAGAGGAGGAGGAGGAGAGGCCGGAGCUGGACGUUCAAAUCCCAAGUCUCAACGAGGACAUCAGCAUCAGUGCUCAGCUUCAGGCUGCUCUGGCCAAACUGCCAAACAAACCGCCGCCAGAAUAUCCUGGUCCUCCCAGGCCCGCUGCUAACACUCAGAUGAGGAACCACAAUCAUAACCACACACAUCACCACACCCACAAUCAAGGACCACAGAACAACCAGGGACCAGUGGACCCAAACCACGCUCACGGCAGAGUCCUUACCAGUGGGCCGAGCCAGGGUGAUGUCAGACAUGAAGAAGACUGUGGUACGGGUCCUGGUGGGACGCUGACCCGCGGGGAUCAGAAUGGAGUGAACGGGGCCGUUUUGGGUCCGUCUAUCUCAGAACCAGACCUGACCAGUGUGAAGGAGAGGGUGAGGAAGGAGCCCGUCAAAGAGAGGCCAGUGUCAGAGAUGUUCUCCCUGGAGGACAGCAUCGUGGAGAGAGAAAUUGCUCAAAGGACGCUGGAAAGACAGAAGAUGUCGGUGGACUCCAUGAAGAGACCUCUGAUGAUGGCCGCCCUUAAUGGACUCUAUGUGGCCCGGAUGCCGGUUCCUAAGAGUCCAACAGAGGACGGCAGCAAGUCUGCUACCGACGAGCGGUGUAAGACCCUGGAGUUGAAGCUGGAAGAGGAGCGGGUCUUCACCGAGUAUGAGCAGGUGCCCAAGAAGAGAACCAACUGUGUUCUCACUACAGCGACAUUGCCCGAAAAUGCGGAGCGAAACCGCUUCAGGGACGUGGUUCCCUACGAAGAGAACAGGGUGGAGCUGGUGCCCAACAAGGAGAACAACACGGGCUACAUCAAUGCCUCACACAUCAAGGUGAUGAUCAGGGGGGAGGAGUGGCACUACAUCGCCACCCAAGGACCACUGGCCAACACCUGCGCCGACUUCUGGCAGAUGGUCUGGGAGCAAGGGGUCAACGUUAUCGCUGCGGUUACGGCAGAAGAGGAGGGCGGACGGUCCAAGAGCCACCGCUACUGGCCUAAACUGGGCUCCAAACACAACUCAGCCACACACGGCAAGUUCAAGGUGACCACAAAGUUCCGCACCGACUCGGGCUGCUACGCCACCACAGGUUUGAAGGUCAAACACCUGUUGUCAGGUCAGGAGAGGACAGUCUGGCACCUGCAGUACACUGACUGGCCUGAGCAGGGCUGCCCUGAAUAUGUUGUAGGAUUCCUCUCCUAUCUAGAGGAGAUCCAGUCUGUGAGGAGACACACAAACUCCAUGAUGGACACCUCCAAGAGCCUCAACCCUCCUGUGGUGGUUCACUGCAGCGCUGGAGUGGGUCGCACCGGGGUGGUCAUCCUCACAGAGCUGAUGAUCAGCUGCCUGGAGCACAAUGAGCCUAUGGAAGUUCCAGCCAUGCUGUCGGAGCUGAGGCAGCAGAGGAUGCUGAUGGUGCAGACCAUCUCCCAGUAUAAGUUUGUCUACCAGGUCCUCAUCCAGUUCCUCAAGAACUCUCGCCUCAUCUGAGCAAGUAAUGAUGUGGCUGAGUCAGAACCUCCGUUUGCAGGUUUAAAGUGACGACAGUGUUUUUUCUGGUCAUUCUUCGUAUCAGAUGGGAAUUCUUUUUUAUCCCUGCUCCUAGUUUUCUCCGUCAGGUCACUGUCAGAGAGUCAAGUGACGCUUAAAUCCUGCCGGCGUUCAAAUAGUUUUCUGUCCCUGUGCCCCUGGUGCUCAUGAGAUUUUUUGUCUUUGUUAUACAGGUCUGAAGCUUAUUAACACAGUGCUACAUUUCAAACUCACUCCUCAGCAGGCUUUACGCUGCAUGAACAGUAGGUGGCAGCAGUAUUGCUGCUAAACUCUUAGUGUGCUCUGAAAGAAAGAAAUAACAGAAAUAUGCUCUAAAAAAUCACAUUUUAAUAUUUUCUCAUACUUUAACAGAGUAUUGAUUAACUCGGCAAAUAUUUACUUUAACAGUUAACAGUUUUUAUAAUUUAUUUCUACUAUGAACGAGGUCACAUUUGCCUUGAAACACAGCAUGAACAAACGUGUCAGUGAAUGUUUUUUUUAAAUGCUUCUUUUUAAGGAACUAUUUCAAUGAACAAAUCAUUUCAAAUGUCUGUCCAGUUCAUUGAAGAUAAACAUCUGACUGAUGUCAAACAGGGAAGCGUGUCCUUAUACUGUAUAUACAGCAAAUACUGUAUUUUAAUGCCUUACUUAAAACUUAAAACAAUGGUUUGUGAUGUACUGGACGAGUUUAGUAAAAAAAAAAAAAAAAACUCCAAAAAAUAAUCUUCAAGUUUUUGUGUCAUUACAAAAACAAUAAUAUUUCAAAUCCUUUACCUAAAUCUUGGGUAAAGACAGAACACAAUGAGAAAUGUGAUAUUUUAUUUGUGAUUCAGUCCUGGUGAAUCUUGUUUAUAAAAAUCACUUAGAAACCGCAAGAAAAAAUUCUCAAAGAUUCAUAUUAUCGUAUUGUUUAUGUAAUAACCAGCCAUGUCUUCAAUAACAUUGUACAUAUAACGGGCAUGAGAAAGAAAAAUCAAACUAUUUUAUGUAUUAUAUGUGUUGUUGUUUUUUUGUUUUUGACUUGGUACCCUCAAAAUACCGCAACUUAAUCAACUAUGCAUGCCUUUUUAUAUAUUUCAGUGUAUAUAUUCUCAGAUAAGUAUAAGCUCUCUGUUGACAUGUAAGUGUUUUGUUGCACUUCGGUUGUUUUCGUGACAGUAUUUUUUUUUUUCCACAAGGCAUUCCACACUUUAAUAUUUAAUCCUAAUCCCCGUUUGUCUUCCCCUGUUUUUGGCCAAACUUCUAAAUAUGUUACUGAGUAUGUGUACAUAUGUUUUGUAUAUGUGUUUUCAGUGCAUCUCUUUUUUUUCUCCCCAGACUUGUAUGAAACUGUCAUACUUGGCUAUUAUGCAAUAAAGCCUUAUUUU
Cynoglossus semilaevis (tongue sole) is the source of this 5974-nucleotide messenger RNA. Its product is annotated as protein tyrosine phosphatase non-receptor type 14. Gene Ontology annotation, biological process: lymphangiogenesis; protein dephosphorylation. NCBI's taxonomy places the organism in Eukaryota, Metazoa, Chordata, Actinopteri, Pleuronectiformes, Cynoglossidae. The record is from RefSeq and is a predicted model, not a curated record. Gene Ontology annotation, molecular function: protein tyrosine phosphatase activity. Gene Ontology annotation, cellular component: cytoskeleton; cytoplasm. The transcript is spliced from 20 exons. Bases 672 to 4568 code for a protein of 1298 amino acids.